UGUUCCCGUUUAUAAAAAGGUGGCCUUUCUUUGGAGUCCGACCACGGGAGACCGAUGAAAGCGGCUCGGCGGCGGCGGAGGGUGUGCGAACUCUGCGGCGGCGCGGCCGCCGUGCACUGCGAGGCGGACGCGGCGCAUCUCUGCUGGUCCUGCGACGCCCACGUUCACGGCGCUAACUUCCUGGUGGCGCGCCACCUCCGCCAGGUCGCCUGCACCGGCUGCGGCGCGCUCGAUGAUGACCGCCUCUUUGCUGGCGCCGGAUCGCCCGCCCCGAUCCGAUCGCUCUGCGGAUCCUGCGGCGGAGGCGCGGCCGCAGCGGCAAGGGGAGCGGUCGUGGUCGCCGACGAGGAGUCGGACACCGAGUCGUGCGUGUCCACGGCGGAAUCGGCGACGGCGGGGAGGCGGAGGGCGAUCGGGGGCGGGCGGGUGGGGGCGAGGGAGAGAGUGCGGCUGGCAGCGGUGGCGGUGUGGGGAGACGCGAAGCGGCGGAGGAAGGGGGAGAUGGUACUGGCCCUGAGGAGAUUGGAGGAGGCAACGGGCGCGCUGGCGGAGGUCAUGGCGAGAGCCGGAGCCAUGGCCAUGCCGGAAGGUUAAGAAGAGCGUCGUUCAUGAUCUUGCCUUUUCUUCAUUUCUUUCUUUCUUUUUUUCUUUCCUUGUUCGAUGAAUCUUGUAGUAUAAAAAAUCCCUAAUUUCUCUA
Messenger RNA from Zingiber officinale, 697 nucleotides. Its product is annotated as B-box zinc finger protein 32-like. Gene Ontology annotation, molecular function: zinc ion binding. The record is from RefSeq and is a predicted model, not a curated record. The transcript has a single exon. NCBI's taxonomy places the organism in Eukaryota, Viridiplantae, Streptophyta, Magnoliopsida, Zingiberales, Zingiberaceae. The coding region runs from base 55 to 594 and encodes 179 amino acids.